This is a messenger RNA of Dufourea novaeangliae, 768 nucleotides long. RefSeq lists its product as uncharacterized. The record is from RefSeq and is a predicted model, not a curated record. The transcript has 5 exons. The coding region runs from base 1 to 768 and encodes 255 amino acids. Lineage: Eukaryota; Metazoa; Arthropoda; Insecta; Hymenoptera; Halictidae.
AUGGCGUCCUUUUGGUUCUUGGACACGUUGGCGUUACAUGUUCACCGGCAGAAAAAGACUCUGGACCAUUAUUACUUGAGUGUCUUGAUCAGCUGGCUCGCUGGAGAAAUGACACUGAUUCGAGAUAAGAAGCACUCGCGCGAAGAAUUUUUCAGAGAGUUGAAACAUAUGUUUCUCUUGGCAAGUAACAAGAUCGCCGAAGAGAAUCGGUUACCUUAUUGGGAUGAAAUCGAGUUGGCCGGAAGUACGGAAGAAACUGACAUGGAGAACGAGGGCAAUCGUCCGGCAAACGAUAGAGAUUCAACUGCAAAGUAUGUUGUACAAAGGGUCGACGUAUUCUUCAGCAGCCUAGAUCCGCUUUUCGUCUUAGAUAUCGUGAUCCGAUCUACCUACGACAUGUACGCUAACGAGUUACGUUACUACCUCGUCUAUGCAGUUUUCGUGGAACCGAUAGAGGUGCAAUCUUAUCAGCUGCCGUUCAACCUUCGAACGCCACGUCCGGUAAAACUCGGGGAAUCGGAGUCGAUGCCUUUUAAUAUGCGACUUUACCAGAAAUUCAGUGCUAUGAGACCGACGGAAGGAUCCAAGAAAAUGGCGAAAAAGACGAAAGGGAAAGGGAAGAAAACAGGUCGACACGAAGUGCCAGAGACUCCUAUACAUUCGCCCACCGAUGAGGAAAACUUGGCGAACAAACGACAAUUUAUUCUGCCGCUGAUAGAAGCAAACGAGGCGGUGCAAAUGUUUGAAAUGCUCAAAGACGACGUUUAA